Messenger RNA from Oryzias melastigma (Indian medaka), 1769 nucleotides. RefSeq names its product potassium inwardly rectifying channel subfamily J member 15 (gene kcnj15). Gene Ontology annotation, molecular function: inward rectifier potassium channel activity. Gene Ontology annotation, cellular component: plasma membrane. Bases 260 to 1282 code for a protein of 340 amino acids. Gene Ontology annotation, biological process: potassium ion import across plasma membrane; regulation of monoatomic ion transmembrane transport. The transcript is spliced from 2 exons. Lineage: Eukaryota; Metazoa; Chordata; Actinopteri; Beloniformes; Adrianichthyidae. The record is from RefSeq and is a predicted model, not a curated record.
ACAGAGAGUUUUACAGCUCGGCUUUGUUUCUCUUCUCUGUUCACCGAGCGGCGCAGAGGAGUGACAAAGUUCAGAGCUAAGGACAAAAGGAGAAAGAAGACACUGAACUACUACUUUUUCUUGAGUAGUUUCAGUUUACAUGUAGUUUUUGAUACUUAAAGCAAGUAAAAUCAAACAUUUGAGCCUUUUUAAGGAAGGAGCUGCAGCUAUAUCUCUCCAGUCUUCUCUCAGAGAAGUAAUUAGUUUGGCUUGAAGCAAAAUGGGCAACAAAAGAUUAAAAGUCCAGAGAAGAAUUGUGUCCAAGGACGGCCACAACAACGUCAGGAUCGACAACGUGGAGAGCAUGGUCCAGCUGUACCUGCAUGACAUCUGGACCACAGUGGUGGACAUGAAGUGGCGCUACAAGCUGACCCUGUUUGCCUCCACCUUCGUCAUGACCUGGUUUAUCUUCGGGGUCUUCUAUUUCUUCAUCGGCAUGGGGAACGGAGACUUUGACGCUUUGCCGAACUCCAACCACACGUCGUGCGUGAUGAACGUGGAGACUCUCACCGGAGCCUUCCUGUUCUCUCUGGAGACGCAGACCACCAUUGGCUACGGUUUUCGUCACAUCUCCGAGGAGUGUCCUCUGGCUAUCUUCACUCUCGUGGCUCAACUGGUCAUCACCGGCCUGGCCGAGAUCUUCGUCACGGGAGCCUUUCUGGCCAAACUGGCUCGACCCAAAAAGCGAGCAGAAACCAUCAAGUUCAGCUACAACGCAGUGAUCUGCAAACGCCAAGGCAAGCUGUGUCUGAUGGUGAGAGUGGCCAACAUGAGGCGGAGUCUGCUGAUCCAGUGCCAGCUCACAGGAAAGCUGUUCCAGUCCAACACCACCGAGGAGGGCGAGAAGACUCAGAUCCACCAGAGAUCUGUUGACUUCUACAUGGACUCCAGUGGGGAGUGUCCCUUCCUCAUCCUGCCGCUCAGCUUCUACCACAUUCUGGAUGAGAAGAGCCCACUGGCAGGACUGACGUCCGAAAACCUGCACACACGAGACUUUGAGCUCCUCGUUACCCUCAACGCCACCAUGGAGUCGACGGCGGCCACCUGUCAGAGCCGCACCUCCUACACGCCUCAGGAAAUCCUGUGGGGCUACGAGUUCAGGCCGGUGCUGUUCAACACCGCCAGCGGUCGCUAUGUGGCAGAUUUCAACUUUUUUGACGAAGUUCAAGUGAGCAACGAUCCACCCUUCCUCAGCAACAACAAGGAGAAGAUGAAAAUAGAAGAGAACUAUAAGAGAGAAUGAAGAACACAAUAGUCAUCUUGAUUUAUGGAAUUAGUGGGACAACUGAACAAAACUGCAUAGAAAAUAAAAUUUUUCAUUUUUAUCAAUUUAAAAAACUCAUUUUCCUUUAAAAAUACUUUGGAGUUUAUUUCAGAUUUUCCAAGGAACUUAGAGAAAUCCUCCCUCUUAAGUGUGUUUUUUAUAUUGUAUUUGUCUUCUAUGUGGAUCACAGUUUUUUUGUUGUUGUAUGUGUUCUGACUCUUAGCUGCAAGUAGUCUAUAGACCUACUAAAAGUGAGGCAGUGUACUUUAAGUUUUUACUAUCUAUAGUCUACACCACAUGUGUCAAACUAAAAGCCCGGGCGCAGGAUCCAACCCGCCGGGUAAUCAUAUCCCUCCAGAUCAUUUUAUUUUAUUGUUACUAAUGGCCCAAUGUUAUCUUGUUUUUUUUUUUUUUAAGGCUGUUUUGGAGUUAGACUAAUAUUUGCACGCUAACAGUUUUGGCUAAC